This is a messenger RNA of Terrapene triunguis (Three-toed box turtle), 1313 nucleotides long. RefSeq names its product RNA binding protein with serine rich domain 1 (gene RNPS1). The transcript has 8 exons. Gene Ontology annotation, molecular function: RNA binding. The record is from RefSeq and is a predicted model, not a curated record. Bases 210 to 1133 code for a protein of 307 amino acids. Gene Ontology annotation, cellular component: ASAP complex; cytoplasm; nucleoplasm. Lineage: Eukaryota; Metazoa; Chordata; Testudines; Emydidae. Gene Ontology annotation, biological process: mRNA splicing, via spliceosome.
GAGCGCUUCCCGCUCUGCGCGGAGCCGCGUCUAUUAAGCGCGACGGGGUCGGGACUCGGGAGCGGUAGCAGUGGCGGGCGCUGAGGAUGCCGCUCUUUGGAGUUUAUUGCACUCGAUUAGGGAUCGUUUCUCAGAAUCAAGGAGUUAGAAGUGAGAUUUGAGAUAAGUGAGGCCCAUCCAGUGCUGCUUGGGACGCCUCAGAAGGGAAAAUGGAGUUUUCAGGAAUGAAAAAGAAGAGUUUGCUAGGAUUCAAAGAAAAUAAUAAAAAAUCCAGCACUAGGGCUCCCUCUCCAACCAAGCGCAAAGAUCGGACUGAAGACAAAUCCAAGGACAGAUCCAAGGACAAAGUGUCCACCAAGGAAUCAAGUGAAAAGGAUCGUGGUCGGGACAAAACACGCAAAAGGCGCAGUGCUUCCAGUGGUAGCAGCAGUACCAGGUCCCGCUCCAGCUCCACUUCCAGUUCAGGGUCCAGCUCCAGCACUGGUUCCAGCAGUGGGUCCAGUUCCUCCUCUGCAUCAAGCCGCUCUGGGAGCUCCAGCACCUCUCGUAGCUCCAGUUCCAGCAGUUCCUCUGGAUCCCCAAGCCCAUCUCGACGUAGACAUGACAACAGGAGACGUUCCCGCUCCAAGUCUAAGCCACCCAAGAGAGAUGAAAAAGAGCGGAAGAGACGAAGUCCAUCACCCAGACCUACCAAAGUGCAUGUUGGGAGACUCACCAGAAAUGUGACCAAGGAUCACAUCAUGGAAAUAUUUUCCACUUAUGGGAAGAUUAAAAUGAUUGACAUGCCAGUUGACAGGUUAAAUCCACAUCUCUCCAAGGGUUAUGCCUAUGUGGAGUUUGAGAAUCCAGAUGAUGCUGAAAAGGCGCUGAAGCAUAUGGAUGGAGGACAGAUUGAUGGUCAGGAGAUCACUGCUACAGCUGUACUGGCACCUCGGCCUAGGCCACCUCCCAGGCGCUUUAGCCCACCAAGGAGGAUGCUGCCGCCACCACCAAUGUGGCGUAGGUCACCACCUCGCAUGAGGAGAAGGUCCAGAUCUCCAAGACGCAGGUCCCCUGUUCGCCGACGGUCAAGAUCCAGAUCUCCAGGUCGAAGACGUCAUCGCAGCCGCUCCAGCUCAAACUCUUCACGAUAAAGCGAAAAAGACUGGACAGCUUUUUAUUUUUUAACUUAAAUCCCACCAGACUAAAUAUUGUACCUUUUUUUAUAAUGGGCCUGGGUAAGGGGAAGUGAGAGAAAUCGAAACCUGGCAGUGAAGGGAAACUAAGAGGAGGGGUUUCCUGGCCAUUAGGCAAUCUGUGCCUUGCAGCUUCUA